AGAGGCUCCGCCCUCCCUCCGCGCCAGCCCCGCGGCGCCCUGGGCCAGCAGCCCUCCCUCGCCUCCCCGCGCUGUGGCCACUGUCCGUCCUGCACCCGGUCCCCGUGCGCUUCGAGCUUCCCGGCGCCAGCCUUCCACCUGAGCCCACCCCGCGGCGACGCCCUCCAGGAGCCCGCACCCGCCUCCGCCCCCUCAGUCACCUCUUUCUUGCGACCUCUGCACAGUUCUAGGCUGCUGGGGUCGGGGAGGAGAUGCUCAGGGUCUCUGGGGAGCGCAGUCCUGCUCUACUCAGCCACACCCAGCUUUAGACGGCUCUCUGAGCGGCCACUCUUCCGGACUCCAGUGAAGACGCCUUCCAGCCUGUCUUUGCUGAGACCCCCUACCCAAGGUGGUCUCUGUAGGGACUAAGGUCCCUGUUGUUGCAUCACUCAUGGCCAAUCCUCUGCCAUUAGUUCUUUGCUUUGCUCUGGUGGUGACACGGGUCUGGGGAUCCAGUACUCCUCCCACAGGGACAAGCGAGCCCCCUGAGGUGCAAACAGUGGCGCCCACGGAGGAUGACACUCUGCAAAACGAGGCGGACAACCAGGAGAACGUUUUAUCUCAGUUGCUGGGGGACUACGACAAAGUGAAGGCUGUGUCGGAGGGCUCCGACUGCCAGUGCAAGUGUGUGGUGAGACCUCUGGGCCGAGAAGCCUGCCAAAGGAUCAACGCGGGCGCUUCCAGAAAGGAAGACUUCUACACGGUGGAGACCAUCACCUCGGGCUCCUCCUGUAAAUGUGCUUGUGUGGCGCCCCCAUCGGCAGUCAAUCCUUGUGAGGGAGACUUCAGGCUCCAGAAGCUGCGGGAGGCUGACAGCCGGGAUUUGAAGCUUUCCACAAUUAUAGACAUGCUGGAAGGUGCUUUCUAUGGCCUGGAUCUUCUAAAGCUACAUUCAGUCACCACUAAACUGGUGGGGCGCGUGGAUAAACUGGAGGAGGAAGUUUCUAAAAACCUCACCAAGGAAAACGAGCAAAUCAAAGAGGAUGUGGAAGAAAUUCGAACUGAGAUGAAUAAGCGAAGCAAAGAGAACUGCUCUGAUAACAUCCUAGACAGCAUGCCGGACAUCCGCUCAGCCCUGCAGAGGGAUGCAGCAGCAGCCUACGCCCACCCAGAGGAACAGUAUGAAGAGCGGUUUCUGCAGGAGGAAACCGUGUCACAGCAGAUCAACUCCAUCGAACUCCUGAGGACGCAGCCGCUAGCCCCGCCUGCAGUGAUGAAGCCACAGCAGCCCCUGCAGAGGCAGGUGUACCUGCGAGGCCGGCUGGCUUCCAAGCCCACCGUCAUCCGGGGAAUCACCUACUAUAAAGCCAAGGUCUCUGAGGAGGAAAACGACAUUGAAGAGCGCCAUGAUGAACUUUUCAGUGGGGAUAACGGCGUGGACUUGCUGAUUGAAGAUCAGCUCCUGAGACAUGAAGACCUAUUGACAAGUGCCACGCGGAGGCCAGCAACCACUCGACACGCCGCUGCCGUAACAACUGACGCGAGUGUCCAGGCCUCUGCCUCAGCACCCAGCCUUGUUGACCCUGCCGCCAAGGCCUCCGCGGGACAGCUCUCGGCAACCACACAAAGUGCCACGGUGUUUCCGGAGCCUACGGAGAAGAUACCUUCUACUCAAGUCCCACCCACCACCGUGGCCCACACGGCCAUCCAGCCACCUCCAGUAAUGGUUCCUGAGGACGCAUUUGUGGAAGUUCCACACUUGGUCCCAGGGUUGCCUGACACCAUUGGGACAGACAUGCCAGAGGAGGAGGAGACUACAGGGCAGGAAGCAACCUCUGCUGGCCCCAUCCUGAGCCCCGAAGAGGAAGAUGACAUCCGGAAUGUCAUAGGAAGGUGCAAGGACACCCUCUCCACAAUCACGGGGCCCACCACCCAGAACACAUACGGACGGAAUGAAGGGGCCUGGAUGAAGGACCCCCUCGCCAAGGAUGACCGGAUUUAUGUAACCAACUACUACUACGGCAACACGCUGGUCGAGUUCCGAAAUCUAGAGAAUUUCAAACAAGGUCGCUGGAGCAAUUCCUACAAGCUUCCGUACAGCUGGAUCGGCACGGGUCACGUGGUGUACAACGGCGCCUUCUACUACAACCGGGCCUUCACCCGAAACAUCAUCAAGUAUGACCUGAAGCAGCGCUACGUAGCUGCCUGGGCCAUGCUCCAUGACGUGGCCUAUGAGGAGGCCACCCCCUGGCGGUGGCAGGGCCACUCGGACGUGGACUUUGCUGUGGAUGAGAAUGGCCUGUGGCUCAUCUACCCAGCUCUGGACGAUGAGGGCUUCAGUCAGGAGGUCAUUGUCCUGAGCAAGCUCAAUGCCGUGGACCUAAGCACACAGAAGGAGACCACGUGGCGCACUGGGCUCAGGAGGAAUUUCUACGGCAACUGCUUUGUCAUCUGCGGGGUGCUAUAUGCCGUGGACAGCUACAACCAGCGGAACGCCAACAUCUCCUACGCCUUCGACACCCACACCAACACGCAGAUCGUCCCCAGGCUGCUGUUCGAGAAUGAGUAUUCCUAUACCACCCAGAUAGACUACAACCCGAAGGACCGUCUCCUCUAUGCCUGGGACAACGGCCACCAGGUCACCUACCACGUCAUCUUCGCCUACUGACAUGCUUGACCCCUGCAAAGGGAAGUGCUGAGGGGGCCGCUAGCACCUUGUGUGUGUUUGUGUGCAUGUCUGUGUGAGAGAGUGUGCAGGUGGGUGUGUGUUGUCUUAAAAUAUAUAUUAUUUUGUAUAAUAUUACAAAUGUAAAAUGACAGUUUGGGGUCUUAUUUUUUUUAUAUGGAUUGUAGAUCAAUCCAUACAUGUAUGUGCUGGUCUCAUCCUCCACAAUUUAUAUUUUUGUGCAAACGAACUUCUCCUUUGGACCAGUAACCUACCUUCCUUUCACGCUCUACCCUCCAGCUCCUGAGCGCAAGGCGGAAGCGUUUCUUCCUCUGGGUCUCCCGGCCAGACUGUGCCAGGAGCAGGGGUAAAGGGCUCAAGAAAGAAGGGCUAAGUGGCAGGAAAUUUUUUUAUGUUAUUAGAGAAGUUCUUAAAACUCAGAAAAAAAAAUGCCUUUUUUUUUUUAAUAAAGGAGAAGUUUUAAAAAUCCU
Peromyscus maniculatus bairdii (prairie deer mouse) is the source of this 3135-nucleotide messenger RNA. RefSeq names its product olfactomedin like 2B (gene Olfml2b). The record is from RefSeq and is a predicted model, not a curated record. Gene Ontology annotation, biological process: signal transduction. NCBI's taxonomy places the organism in Eukaryota, Metazoa, Chordata, Mammalia, Rodentia, Cricetidae.